UAGUCGGAACUCGGAAAGUUGGGUCGGAAGUUCUACAAGUCAUAAGUGUCAUGUAUUGAUAUUUUUGUAAAUGCUGUUGUCAUUUGCCCUUCAAGAAAGAAUUAAGAAAAUACUUCGGAAGUUAUUUCAGACAGCUCUUUCUUUGUUCCAAAAUUAUGAACCGUAAUUAAAAUAGCAUUUUCAUUAAGUCACGGUUUUAAAUGAUAUAGGUGUUUGAUCAGAGUUUUUAUCAGCCGUCGUAGUUGAUGCUCGCGUGCGUAGUUAGUGAGCAUAUCACAGAGCAUAUAUCUUUAAAUUACUAAUAAUUAUCAUUGUGGUCUCAAAAUGUCUCCGAUGCAGUACUUGUUCAGUGUUAUUCUUUUUUAUUUGUUGGUAAUAUCAAAUAAUGUGCACAGUCAAGAUGUAUGUGUCAAAAAGGGUCCGUGUAAAUGCGAAUUUUCGAAUGGCACUGGUAUCGACUUAGCGGCUGCAGCAAAGGCUACGUUUUACACCACCCAAACGUUUGAACUCCAGAUGGGUGGUGCUGAAUAUGUCCUUAGUACAUAUUACUACCAUCCUUGUUUCGAUGUUACACCUAGUGUAAAUAGUACAAAACCCGGCGGUUGCGACAGUCCUUUGUCGUUGUGCCGCCAUGUGGAUAGGUUUACCUUGAAUAUGACAACCAAAACAUUUGUAGCAGAUGGGGGUAUAUAUGAAAAAAUGGGCGUUACCAACUUAUCUGAUUUCAGUUCCGAUGGAAAGUCAAUAAUUUAUACCAAUUUACCAUCCUCAACAAUUGUUAUGCUAGUCUGUGCCCAAUCUGAAGGAGAACUAAAUGUCUACUCAUUAGCAGAACCUAAUAAAAUCGUACUCUCCUUUUACACAAGACAUGCAUGUUUAACAUUGAUAGAAGAAGCGGGGAGGUCCUUGGGGUCAACUCUGUUAAUUAUAUUCUUUUCCUGCAUCAUCUUCUACCUGGUCCUCGGAGUUUGUACCAAGAAAUUCUUGAUGGGAGCUACAGGUUUAGAAGUAGUGCCGAACCUUAAUUUUUGGAUGGAUUUGCCUAAUCUUGUUAAGGAUGGUUGGGUAUUCGCAAUCAACGGCUUCAAGUUGCCCACGCGCGGGGCUGGGCCCGUGACUUCACCGGACCCCAACAGCUACGAUAGCAUAUAACAUCAGGACCUCACUGAGGGCCAACUGGUACUCAUCGAGUAGACUGGACUGAUACUGAUACUGUGUGAUAUACGGUGAAUAUUCUUAGUACUGUGUCGGUAUGUGGGAGUGAACUAUCGUCCUUGGUCAUAUAUUUAGUGACUGUAUAUUGAAUAUUGAUAUUAUUGUUUUUUUUUAUAAAUGUUCUAUGUGCUCGCGUCGGCUCCGCUUGGGUUAUCUUUGUAAUUUGUUAAAAUUUUACAGUUAUUAUCCUAAACCAAGUGGAGAAAAAUCCAACUGUUCAAAAAAUUAUUAACAUCUAAUUUUUAGUUUUAUAGCAUUGAAAUGCUUUAUAAAUGAGAAAUUUUGAAAGAAUAGAAAAAAUUCGAUUACGAGGCAGGAUUCGAACCUGCGUUUCUUGCCUAACCGCAGCAACGCCUAGCCUCUCGGCCACCCGGUUAUUAACAUCUGUUCAGCCAUUUUUGAUUUAUUAGUAGUUUAACAAAGUCUACUUAUAUAUGUUAUAGGGAUAAAUGAAUUUGUUAAAAUGAUUUGGCAAUUAAUAGCGGGCAAAUAGAUAAUUUAUUUAGAGGAUUUAAUUAGAGAUUUUUUUCAAUACUAUGAUUGAAAGGCGACAGUAGUUCAGUUCCACGCAGCUAAAUGCAUUGAAAGACAUUUUAACUUCGUAAUAGUAUUUAUUUUUAAACUCAUUGUAAAGACCAUGAACUCCAUUGUUAGUAAUUAUAAUUUUUAUCAUUGUGAUUAUAUUUGAUAUUAAUAAAAUGCUUAAAUUAACGUAGUUGAACUCCUCAGAUUGUUAUAAAAAGACAUUUUUCGUACAUACUGAUAUUAUACUCCAUACUAAGAAUUAUUUACUUUGACUUGUUGAGCUGAGUUUUUAUAAGAUUUUUUUGUUCGUCCAACCGUCACUAGUCUAGUUAUGCAUAUUAGGAUAUCACCUCAAUAUACCAUGUAUAGAUUAAUCAUUUCACUGUAGGUAGGUUUAAUUGUUGGUUUAGUUAUUCAGUUAAGUUUCCAUCUUGAGUGCAAUGAAAAUAUAUAAUAAAUCACUAUGUUUUUUUUAUAUUCUAUAAAUAUAAAUAACUUUAAUGACUAAACCAUACCUAUUUAUAAGAAGCUCUUUUAAUAUAUGUAUGCUGUGUGGUGUAAAAAUUGUAAACACCUCAUAUAAAACAGUUUAUUACUUGCCUACACAUAAAGAUGGUUUUUUACUGUGUUUUGUAACAGUUUAUUAAUUUACGGUUAAUUGCCACUGUUUUGCUCAAAAUUUUUGGUAAAUAUUUAUUUUUAAACACGAUUUGUACAACUUUUAAGCUUCGCAUACUGUGUAUUACUAUAGAAUAUAAUGACAUAUUCUAGUUGUUUAAGAAAAUUCUCGGCAGAUUAAUUAACAAAAAUAAUAAAUAUUUAUAUAUGGAUAUUAACCUUUAGGUAUGUACGUAAAAUAAAUAUAUUUUAUUAAAUAUAUACUUAACUGAUACCCCAGAUAAUAUAAAUUUACGUAAGGCCUUAAUGUGAUCUAGCUCUAUGUAUGCUUUGUAAUAACCAUUGUGAAUCACAUUCCUUCAAAUAUAGAUUGCAAUUUUUUUACAAGUAAAAAUAAAAAUUAUAGUAUAUAAAAUAUAAGUAUAAUAUUAAAGUUAGGAAAAUUAUUGAUAACACAUUAUUAUGACCUAUUUGUGUCAUAAGCAUUCGUUUUAAUAACCUAUUGUAAAUUGGGUUUAAUUAACAUAAAAAAAUCAAAAUAUAUUCAUAAAUACACUUGCCAUUUGAUUUGAUUAUAUCGAACUAUUUGUGCCAAUUGAAAAGAUGUAUAUUUGUUGAAAAAUUAAUAUAAUUUCGUUAAUACAUACCUAUCCAUGCAUAUUAGUUAAGUGUCAAAGGAGAUGUUUUACAAUUGGGGCUUAAAAUAUAUCAGAAUGUAUUGUAAUUGAUACUAGAGCAUUAAAUUUUUUCGUAAAAUUAAAUUUCCCGCCUAUGUUUUUUUGUGUUGCCAAUAAAAAAAUGCACGUAUACUGUCUGGAUAAAUUUGGAAACAUCUCCUUUGAAAAAUAUGUUUUCUUAUACUAUUGUCUACUCUUAUGUACUCAUAUUACCUUUCAAUAUACCGUUUUUACACAUAUCCCUAUAGUUUUCUCCUUUUUUAUUGUGCGUGUUUGUAUUACAAAAAAAAAAAAAAAAAA
Messenger RNA from Zerene cesonia (dogface butterfly), 3335 nucleotides. RefSeq lists its product as uncharacterized. Gene Ontology annotation, cellular component: trans-Golgi network. Lineage: Eukaryota; Metazoa; Arthropoda; Insecta; Lepidoptera; Pieridae. The record is from RefSeq and is a predicted model, not a curated record. The transcript is spliced from 5 exons. The coding region runs from base 325 to 1152 and encodes 275 amino acids.